Neurospora tetrasperma FGSC 2508 is the source of this 200-nucleotide messenger RNA. RefSeq lists its product as uncharacterized. NCBI's taxonomy places the organism in Eukaryota, Fungi, Ascomycota, Sordariomycetes, Sordariales, Sordariaceae. The record is from RefSeq and is a predicted model, not a curated record. The transcript has a single exon. The annotation marks the transcript as partial.
AAGAGGUGAAGGAGCUUAAGAUUGCUCGUCUGAAAUCUGUAAAUGCUUGUAACAAAUGGGAAUCCAUAUGGAAGGCCAAGGAUACUUCUUUCGUUGUGCUCCUCGCCAUACAAGUCAUCCACCCAGAACGUCAAGUCCAAGUGCUGGGACCUAUGUCCGAAUCAUCAUGGGCCCCAAUCACGGGCGGCUGUCGUGAAGGA